AUGUCAAUUGAUCUUUGCUUAAAGGAGAAGUUUGAUGCUGUCAAUACAAGUCCUUCUCUUAAAUGCGAAACAGCAACUUACGUCUUUGACUGGAGACCUGACGAGAAGAAAUUGAAAGAUAUUACUGACAUUCUUUCCAAGACGUCUGGCAAAUUUGAAAUACAGGAACCACUAGAAGAGGAGGUAGAGGAGAUAAAAGAACAACCUCAUGAUACAAAGGAAGAGAGAGUAGCAAGACUGGAGGAGAAAGAAACAGAAGGAGCAACACCUCAAUCAGUAAUUAAUCAAGGUAUACUAUCAACUGAUACAAGUGUGACAAUAAUUAAUAAACAAUUAAUAAAAGAAAUAAAAACAAACAAACAAUUAGAAGAAACACUAACAAAAAUGAGAGUAAAGGAAAUUCAACAACUUCUGUCUUUACCAAGAAAUACUAGUUCAGAAUCAUACAGAAUCAAAAGAGGAAUGAGAAUGGAAAUAGAACAAUUGCAAUUAUUAUUAACAAAUAAAACUGGUUUACUGGAUCAGAAUGAAUCAUUAAUAGAUAUUAAGAGAGAAAUAGCUGAACUACAAGAACAGAUAUCAGUAAUGAGUGUACAUAUACUAAAUAAAAGAGAAGAGAAUGAAAAAUAUAGAAAUAUAAUAAAAAUGAAUAAACCAACAGCAGAAUCUGUUUUUAUUGCUCGUUAUGACUAUCAUUCAAUGGAGAGUGAUGAAAUAUCAUUCAGUGAGGGAGAGCAGCUGGAAAUAUAUGAGAAGGAGAGUAGUUUUUGGUGGAAAGGAAGAUCUUUGGUGUCUGGUGAUAAAGGAUAUAUUCCUAGUAGUUGUGUUUACUCAAUGUUGGAGUCACUUCAAUUGUUAGAGUUUAUACUGUCAGUGGAAGAAGUGUCCCUUCCUAUUCUGCAUCUACAAAAGAUAAGGAAUGAUUCAUCUAGUAAUGAUGAGAAAGCUUUUCUUUUCUUGGAGACUAUUAAUGAUGAUCCUGUUAUGAUAUCUGCACUGAGACAAGACGUGGAACAACAUGAUAAAGGAGUCACUGGGAGUGUGAAAUGGGGCAGUGACAGGGUAUCCCUUAACUCUCCAUCUCCAGUUCAGUGUAAUGAAGUGAUUAGUAAUAUUAAUAAUAAUCAUGAGGUGAUUAGACAUGAAAACUCAUCUACUAAUAGUACAGUAUCUCUACUAUCAUCAACUAAACUACAUACACUAAACCUGAGGAGACUUGAGAUAUACUACACUCCAUUAACUAAUGAUUGUAUCCAGUACUUGUGUAUACUACUAACUAAUAAUAAAACAAUACAAGAACUAGAAAUCAAUGCCUUCUCCAUUAGUGAUAGAGGAGUUACUAAUGUCUGUCAAGCACUUAAACACAACUCUACACUUACCUCAUUAGAUCUUUAUUGUAAUCCUCUCAUCACUUCUACUAGUGGACAGGCUCUUUCUCACCUCCUCCUCAAUAACUCAUCACUAGUUGAACUGUAUUUAAGGAGGACUUCAUUGUCUACUGAGUCAAUACUACUCAUCCUCCAGUUUCUAAUGGAUAAUAAGAAUAUAAGGAGACUCAGGCUAGACUAUCGACACAAAGAGACUUGUAUUAAUACUUAUCCUAACUAUCACCUCAUACAAGACAGAGUAUACUGGUGGUAACUAAUCACUCUUCAUGUUAACUUUUUAAUACCAAGUCAGUUCAUCUUCACCAAUAAGCAACCAAUCAGAAUACACUACUUUACAUGAUAAAAGGUGGACCAGUGACACAUUAUAUUAUCAUAAAUCUAACACAUGAACAUCUCUUGAUCUCUCAUCAAUCUCUCUCUCUCUCCUUCUCCAGUAUAUACUGUACAUUCCUUCCCUUACUUACACAUACUCAUGUCACUGUCUCUCUCUUUGUUGUCAUCAUUUCUUUCUAUUUCCUUCUCCUUUAUUUCUAUCUCUCCCUCAGUCUUUAAUAACUUUUCUCUAGCUGACCUUCCUCCAUUUCAGCAAGUCAGUCUUGUUUCCGUUCUCAAUAUAUUUCUCUCAAAAAA
Amphimedon queenslandica is the source of this 2018-nucleotide messenger RNA. RefSeq lists its product as uncharacterized. The transcript is spliced from 9 exons. Gene Ontology annotation, molecular function: protein binding. Bases 1 to 1641 code for a protein of 546 amino acids. Lineage: Eukaryota; Metazoa; Porifera; Demospongiae; Haplosclerida; Niphatidae. The record is from RefSeq and is a predicted model, not a curated record.